CCUCAGAGGUGACGCUCGCUCGCGUCUCUCUCUCGCCCGCUUGCACCUCGCGCGGCAGAUGCCAUGAUGCAGCCGACCGACCACCUCCUCCGCCCCCACCCUUGGUCCGUCCGGGCGACGACGACCGCCUCGCAUCCGCAACUGCGCGACCUGCUCGCCUACACCCCCGAGGCCGGCAACGCAGUCUCGCUCGUGUGCUACGACAGCAUCUGCAGCGUCUCGCUCUACGCCGAGCGACCACCCGAGUACACGCCGCUCAAGUUCUCGCCCUCGACCAUCUCGACCGGGUGCGGCCUCGUGUGCGUCGGCGGCCAGUCGAGCGAGCUCGCCCUCAAGAGUGCCACGCCCGGCUCCGACUGGUGCCACCAGUACCUGCCCGCCACCUCGCACGCCUCGAGCACGGGCGUGCGCACCCUCCACUCGGGCUCGAUCAACAACAGCAUCUCGAUCGCGCCCUCGCCGCACUCGCCGUCGACCCCGCGCGUCCUCGUGUCGUCCAACGACGAGGCGAUCCGCGUCUUCGAGGUCGCCGGCCACCCGCCCGACUUUCGCGCCGCCAAGCGCAGGCGAGAGCGCGAGCGCAGGACUCGGGGCAGCGUCGUCGACCUGUCGUGGGCAGCCGCCGCAGGAGCAGGAGCAGGAGCGUCGUCGGCGAGCAGGUCCGGGCGCACGGGCGGCGGCGACAACGAGUCGGACGACGACGACCGCAACAGCGACGACGAGGGCGACGAGCGUCGCAGCAGCCCCGUCGAGGAGCACCCCUCGUUCGACGCCGGCGGCGAGUGCUUCCUCGCGCCCAUCCCGUCGGCCGACAUCCGGCUCCGCACGGCCGUCAACCACUGCUCGGUGUCGCCCGACGGCAAGUGGCUCGUCGCUGUCGGCGACACGAACGAGGUCUUCCUGUACGACACGCGCGCGGCGGGCUACGAGCUCGCGCACACGUUCACCGCGAGCGACGAUGCGAGUUUCUCGACCGACUGGAGCGAGGACAAUGUCACGUUUGCCGUCGCUUCGCAGGACGGCUUCGUCCACGUGUACGACCUGCGCGCGCUCCCCUCGUCGUCGCGCCCGGCGUCGCCCACGCUCCGAGGCGCCAACUCGUCGCCGCGCAAGGUCGCCGAGCUGCGCACGACGCAGCCUGGCCCGGCGGGCGCGGCGCGCAAGGUGCGCUUCUCGCCCGGCGGGAGGAGGAUCGACGCCGGGCUCAUGGCCUUUACCGAGCACCGCAACCGGGUCCACGUCGUCGACGCCCGCACGUUCGAGACGUUCCAGAUCCUCGACGUCCCCUCGGCCUCGUCCUCCUCGUCUACCUCGUCCUCCCCACCUCCUCUCCGCCCACGCCCGCAGCCCCCGGCUCCCCCUCCCGCUCCUCACCGCCCCACGACUCGCACGCGCCCACCCGCCCCGCAGCGGCACCGCAGCGGGACGCACACGCCGCGCGACGAGCGCGAGCGCGACGUGUUUGAGCGCGAGAUGCGCGAGAGGAGCGAGAGGCGGCUCGCGGAGGAGGAGGCGAGGGUGAGGAGGUUCAGGGAGGAGCUGGCGGGGCGGGAGGGGGAGGAGGAGGAGCAGGACGAGGAGGAAGACGAGGAGGAGGUGGACGAGGAGGAAGGGGGAGAAGAGGAGGACGAGGAGAGCAGCGACGAGCACGCCGAGGGGAGCGAGGACGACGAGUCGGCCGGAUCGAGCGUCAACACGACGCGCGCGAGGCGGUUCGACGGCGGCGAGCCGGCCGCUCGGAUCCCCAUCAUCGACCUCUCGACACCGUCUCGCGCUUCCCCGGCACCGCCCGACACCGACUCGCUCAUCCACCGCAACUACCUCGCCGGCUACGCGCCCCUCGCCCUCGCGCCCCCUCCUGCCGCCUCGUCGUCGGCCUCGUACACGCCGUUCGAGCGCACCUCGUUCCUCUCGCGCAUCCCGACCUACGCCUCGCCGCCGCACCUCUCGUCCAACGUCGCCUCGGCGACGGGUCGCACGCCCGCCUCGUUCUACUACGCGACGUACCUGCCCGGCUCGUCGGGCUCGACCGCGACGGCUCCUCCAUCGCCGCCGCUCGCGCCCGCGACCGCCAUGUCGUACUAUCCUCUGCCGCACCUCCCCGGCGGCUUCUCCUCGUCGGUCCUCGGCGGGUUUGGCGCAGCCGCAGGAGCGGCAGGAGCGGCAGGAGGCGGCGGCGGGGCCUACUACCCGGCGAGCGCCUACUUCCCGCUCGACAGUGCGCCGGGCGACCUCCUCGGCCUCGACUGGGACGAGCACGGCGAGCGGCUGUUUGUCGCGACCGCGGCGAGGGUGUGGGAGUGGGAGGUGGAUCGCGAGGCGAGGAGGGGCAGCGCGGCGUGGGGCGUCAGGUGAGGGCUUGGGGGGCGAGCGCGAGAGGCGCCCGUCUUUUCUGGGCUUGCGAGGUCGUGCGUUGGCGUGUUAUUGUACUGCACCGUUCUAUCUCGUC
Rhodotorula graminis WP1 is the source of this 2449-nucleotide messenger RNA. RefSeq lists its product as uncharacterized. Bases 64 to 2355 code for a protein of 763 amino acids. Lineage: Eukaryota; Fungi; Basidiomycota; Microbotryomycetes; Sporidiobolales; Sporidiobolaceae. The record is from RefSeq and is a predicted model, not a curated record. The transcript is spliced from 5 exons. Gene Ontology annotation, molecular function: protein binding.